AUUAUCUUCUCUUGCACACUCAGCAGAGGGCGCACUGUUGACAUAAACACCGGCUCAGCAUGGCGAAGUUUGUGAGACAGGGGUUGACAGGAUGGCUUCAGAAGAGUGGGGGUGGGAGGAAUGUGGGCGUGUCCCCGGCUCUGUGUGCCCCCACCCUCCAAGUUGGCGACACCAGGAGGCACUCCAGCUCACACAGUGGCAAGCCCAAGACAGGUAUCCUCAUGUUGAACCUGGGAGGUCCGGAGAAGACGGAAGAUGUCCACGACUUUCUGCUGCGACUCUUCCUGGACAAGGAUCUCAUUCCCCUGCCUGCACAGAGUAAGCUGGCUCCCUACAUCGCCAGGCGGCGGACGCCCAGCAUACAGACUCAGUACCGCAAGAUUGGCGGGGGUUCUCCCAUCAAGCGAUGGACGGAGACACAGGGACGAGGCAUGGUGGAACUCCUCGACAAAAUCAGUCCAGAAACAGCUCCUCACAAGUUCUAUGUGGGUUUUCGAUACGCCAACCCUUUGACGGAAGACGCCAUUGAACAGAUGGAGGAGGAUGGCAUAGAACGAGCUAUCGCCUUCACCCAGUACCCACAAUACAGCUGUUCUACAACAGGAAGUAGCCUGAACGCCAUUUACCGCCACUACAUGAGCCGACGCACCCCUAGCAACCUUGUGUGGAGUGUCAUCGAUCGCUGGCCAACACACAAAGGUCUUGUUAAGGCAUUUGCUGAAAACAUAAGAGACGAGAUUGCCAAGUUCCCGGAGGAAGACAGGGACGACAUUGUGAUCCUGUUCUCUGCGCACUCACUGCCCCUCAAGGUCGUGAAUCGUGGAGACCCCUACAGCACUGAAGUAGCAGCCACGGUACAGAGUGUCAUGGAGGAGCUGGGCCACAGUCAUGCCUACAGACUGGUGUGGCAGUCCAAGGUGGGGCCGUUGCCGUGGUUGAGUCCGCAGACGGACGAGGCCAUUAAGGGGCUGGUGACGAGGGGCCGGAAGAACCUGCUGCUGGUGCCCAUCGCCUUCACCAGCGACCACAUAGAGACCCUGUACGAGCUGGACCUGGAGUACGCCCAGGAGCUGGGAGGAGAGGUGGGAGUGAAGAACAUUCGGCGGGCAGCAUCCUUGAAUGACAACCCAAUCUUCAUCGAGGCGAUAGCGGACAUCGUGAAGCAGCACUUGUCCACGCAGAAGGUGUGCUCCACCCAGCUGCGACUACGCUGUCCCAUGUGCACCAACGCUACGUGCGGUCUCGCCAAGGAGUUCUUCCAUGAUCAGCAGGGACUGCUAGACGCGCUGCGAGCUGAAGACGAGCAACUCAAACUUGGCGCCAAGUCCUGAUGGUCUCUGUGUGAUGGGAGUGGGAUAUGCUAGGUGUUUGAUAUUGGAUCUGAACUAGAUGAAGCUUUAUUGAUGCUGUGGAACUGAAACAAUUGCAAUAAUAUUUAAUGUCAUUAAAAUCAGAUCUUAGUGCUGCCUUUGACACAAAAAUCUCAGGACAUCCCAUUACAGUUCACGUCAGAAACACCACUCAUCCGACCAAUCAGACUUUCGCUACUGAGUUCGUGACAGUGAAAGCCUGAAUGUGUUUUCUAGAAAAUGUUGACAUGAGGCUUUCUGCAUGAAGGUAAAACAAACAUAUGAAUGGAGCCUGCAUAGACCGUGGGAAGUACGGCAAUACAAUCUCGGACAUGUAUUAGACAUUCCAGAAUUUUCCUUUGUUUUCAAAUUUUGAAUCAAGAAGUUUGUGGAAGUAUUUUUGCCAUAAAACUCAAGAAAGCUGCUUUCUGAUUGGCCAAUGUCAAUUUCCUGUUAUUAAGUUCAUUGGUUUAUCAAAGUUUGUGUCAGGUCAUUCUGACCUUCCUCAGGUCGUUCUGACCUUCCUCAGGUCUUUGUGUAACAGUAGUGAGCACUAAGAUCUUACUCAUUUCUCACUGAUGACAACACAGUGGGCUGGGAAGGGUAACUCAGGUACUCGGGUUGGGUGGGUACUGAGUAGCACCUAGAUACUCACGGGACUACCCGGACCCGUGGCUAGUCACGUGAUAUAUUGUUGAAUGACAUUAACAAUAAAACUCUAUGGUUA
Molecule: messenger RNA, 2076 nt
Organism: Haliotis rufescens (red abalone)
Lineage: Eukaryota; Metazoa; Mollusca; Gastropoda; Lepetellida; Haliotidae
Product: ferrochelatase, mitochondrial-like
Exons: 11
Coding region: 60-1331 (423 amino acids)
Biological process (GO): heme biosynthetic process
Molecular function (GO): protoporphyrin ferrochelatase activity
Source: RefSeq, a predicted model, not a curated record